Molecule: messenger RNA, 985 nt
Organism: Dalotia coriaria
Lineage: Eukaryota; Metazoa; Arthropoda; Insecta; Coleoptera; Staphylinidae
Product: farnesol dehydrogenase-like
Exons: 3
Coding region: 227-985 (252 amino acids)
Molecular function (GO): oxidoreductase activity
Source: RefSeq, a predicted model, not a curated record
GAAAACUCUCCUGAACCACACUAAACUAAACUCAAACGACUUUCCUUUCGCUAGUCAACCAGAGUUUCUCUCGGUAUCAACGCACCUCAACUUCUAUUCACCUCUUACACUUCGCGCAGUAAACAUUUAUUCAAGACCGCGCGGCAAAUACAAUUCGAACAAAAUUUCACGCAAACCCUGGACCAUAAAAGCAACUACAAGACCCAACAAGAAAGAACCACACAAAAUGGACCGCUGGUAUGGAAAACUCGCGAUUGUUACUGGUGCAUCAUCGGGGAUUGGUGCUGCUGUGGCUGAAGCAUUGGUUAAGGAAGGAAUGGAGGUUGUAGGAUUGGCCCGCCGUGUAGACAAAAUGGAGUGCCUCGCCAAGCGCCUCUCCCACCACCCCGGCAAACUCUACCCACGCCGCGCAGAUGUAACCAAAGAGGGCGACAUUGUCGAGAACUUCAACUGGGCCAUAUCCUCUCACGGCCCCGUGCAUAUCCUAAUCAACAACGCAGGCGUAGCACGCCCCACGGAUAUCAUCGGCGGAGACACACAGGACUUCAAACGUGUGCUGGAAACCAAUCUGCUUGCAUUCGUGAUUGCUGCGCGCGAGGCAUGUCAGAGCAUGAUCGACAAUGGCGUCGAUGGGCACAUCAUCAACAUCAACAGCAUCGUCGGCCAUUACGUGCCGAUCAUUCCGCUGAUCAAUGUUUAUCCAGCAGCGAAACAUGGCGUCACUGCUUUGACAGAAACACUGAGGCAGGAGUUAUUCAGACAGGGGAAGAAGAUUAAGGUUACGAGUGUGAGUCCAGGUUAUGUCAAAACAGAGAUUUUGACAGCGAAUGGUUUCAUGAAAGAGGAAGAUGUCGUUAGUAUCGAGGCAGCGUCGCCAUAUUUAAACAGCACGGAUGUUGCGGAUGCUGUUUUGUAUGUUUUGGGCACACCAGAAAAUGUCCAAGUGACGGAAUUGACGAUUCGCCCUGUAGGUGAAGCUGUUUAA